AACGGGAGAGGGGGCAUAUGAGACUGACAAUUGUUCCCUCAGACUGAUGUGCUCGAUUGAAGCGAACAUUAUCAGAUGAGAAUCUGAAUAAACUAGGGGACAAACCGGAACCACACAAACAGAAGACGAUUGAUGCCAAAAAAUAAAAACAAUCGGAAUAGGAUAUGCUCGGAAUAGGACUGACUUGCGCCCUGGCGAUGUUGGAAGACCAUGCGCUGUUAACGGAACGAUAGUUGGUUUCUUUCUUCAAGAGGACCACUAGACCAGCAGCCUUUCUUGGUCUAACCAUGUCUUUUGAAUUUCGAGCGCUGCUUUUCGGAAUUGUCACUAUGUUAGUGAUAUUUUUGAUAAUUGCUGACAUUUCUGAAGUGGAAGAAGAGAUAUCGAACAUUGGAGAAUCUCAGAAGUAUUAUUUGCAGAGCUCAGCUAACACACUCAACAGGAGUGUUGCGUUGGUGCCCAGCCCUACUCCUGCUCUGAAAUCCAAAGGAGACAACAGCUCCUCUGUUCAGUUAGCCAGAAACGGAACCACCGCGUCCCCUCCGGAAUGGACUUUUAACAGGACACUCUCCAACAUGAUCAGGAAGAAUAUCCUGAAGUUUUUAGACCCCGAGAAAGACAUUUCCAUACUGAAGGGAACUCUGAAGCCCGGAGAUGUCAUCCAUUAUGUGUUCGACCGCCAAAGCACGAUGAAUGUCUCCGAGAACCUGUACAGUCUCCUGCCCACGGCCUCGCCAAUGAAGAACCAGCACCACAAGCGCUGUGCCAUUGUGGGGAACUCUGGGAUACUGCUGAACAGUAGCUGUGGAUCUGAAAUCGACUCGUAUGACUUUGUCAUCCGAUGCAACUUGGCCCCGGUGGACGAGUUCAGCGCAGACGUGGGCCACCGCACCAGCCUGGUGACCAUGAACCCGUCGGUGGUGCAGCGCGCCUUCCAGGACCUGUCCAGCGAGGAGUGGCGUCAGCGCUUCAUCCGGCGGCUGCAGGACCUGAGCGGCAGCGUGCUCUGGAUCCCCGCCUUCAUGGCCAAGGGCGGCGAGGAGAGGGUGGAGUGGGCCAUCCGCCUGAUCCUCACGCACACGGUCAACGUGCGCACCGCCUUUCCCUCGCUCAGGCUGCUGCACGCCGUCAGAGGCUACUGGCUGACCAAUCAGGUGCAGAUCAAACGGCCCACCACUGGUCUUCUGAUGUACACCAUGGCCACGCGCUUCUGUGACGAGAUACACCUUUAUGGCUUCUGGCCGUUCCACAGGGACCAUCAGGGAAAGCGGGUGAAGUACCACUAUUACGACACACUCACCUACCAGUUCACGUCUCGCGCCAGCCCCCACACCAUGCCACUGGAGUUCCGGACACUGAGCUCGCUCCAUAGACAGGGGGCGCUCAGGCUGCACACCAGUGCCUGUAGUAGCCCUGCAGCUUGAACACCCCCAACCCCACCCCAUCUAAAAAGGGCCCCCUCCAAAACAAUGCACUAUACGCCCCCCUGACUGGGGUGGAGUGGAUGCUGGUGGGGAUAUCUAAGGAAGAGCACCUGUGUUUGUAUGCCAGCUCAGACCUAUGUUAGUCGGAUUCUGGGGAUUUGGAAGAGUCAGUGUUCCCUUUUUUAAAAAAAAAAAACACUUUUUAGAACAUAGUUAAUGCAAGCCCAUUGUUUGGCGCUGAAGUGAGCUCUUUGACUAAAUGUGGAAUAACUUUAGCCCCUCUUUGCAAGAGAUGGAUUUACAUUUUGAAUGUACUGACUGCCAAAAAAGGGAUUUGCGUAGUGUUUGUUUGUUUUUAAGCAUUCCAUUGUCAUUGGAAGUUUUAGGAUGCUACUUAACAGGGUACACAAAUGCUUUGGCAUUUGUACACUUAGGCAAGGUUAUGUUGUCUGACUCAACAUCUAAAGUCGGAAGGUGAGCAUUCAACUUUGUUGGGUUUUAUGCAAGUCAACAAGAUAAUUGCUGUUAAAUUCAGAAUCCUGUACAACCACCUGCCCGGUCUGAAGUUACAACAACUCCUUAGUUGUAACCGCUGAACGUGCACAAUGUUUACAAUUUCCUCAGUGUCUCACAGCAAACAUUAGAGAAAAUGACAGAGCUUACUGACAUGCAACAGUAGCACACUUUGAGGGUCUGAUUGAAAUGUAUUAUUCAUGAGCCAUAAAUGUCAGUAAAUUCACUGUUUGUAAUUUUCUAAAAGAAAGCUUGAAAAAAAUGUUGCAAAUGUUUGUUGUGCCUGCAAGGUAUAUAUUUUGCCACUAGAGGGAGCUGUUUUGAUGAAAUACAAAAAUGUUGAGGGCUCGCUUGCCUGCAGUUAGUGUGAUGAGUCAUUUUAAACAAGUGCCAGUUCAAUUAAUUCAUGGGGUCUCUCUUAAAUCACAUGGUACAGAAAUGUAUUGAUUGAAUGGAAAAUGAAUGUAACUGCAUGUUCAAGAGCUUAUUUAUAAAUGUGGCCAACAUUUUCCAACAGUGCAUACAUCCUCAUUGUUCUCCAUGAAAACAAGUUGCACACGCACGCACACUCUCUCUCUCUCACACACACACACUUUUUGGAAUGUAGUGUGGCGUGAGAUAAAGUUGGUGUUGCUAUGUGACACUGCUCAGUUUAUUUCCUUCUUAAGAUUCCAGGUUAAAAUGUUUCCCAUGUCUGGUUGAACUGGUUAGACAAUGAGUUUAAGGAAGUUGACCGCAUCAAAACCAACAGUGCUUCUUAUGUAGCUCUGUGAGUGGGCACGUUGGAAAUACAAUAUGUGUGCUGAUUGUAAGGUUAGACUCUGAGAGCCACUUUGUGGUAUGCAAAGUCUGGGAGAUCCAACAGUCAUGACUGGAAACACACCCAGCUGUUCACACAAUGAUAUUUACACAGGCCUGGUCAACAGCAAACCCUCUGUCCUUCAGCUUUCCUUCAAACUUCCUCCCUCUGUUUUUCUUGACGCUUUCUGAGCUUUUACAGAUAACACUAACUUAAAUUCGGUUUACUUUUACAUGAUGGUCUUUCUCAGUUUUGAAAAAGAUGAGCGUGAAGACUUAUUUUCCUCAUAUUUGCUACUGUGAUAGUAUGUGACUAUUAUUUGACCGUUUCUGUCAUCUUUUAUUAAAAAAAAAU
Messenger RNA from Sardina pilchardus (European sardine), 3090 nucleotides. It is a transcript of the gene st8sia2, whose product is annotated as ST8 alpha-N-acetyl-neuraminide alpha-2,8-sialyltransferase 2. NCBI's taxonomy places the organism in Eukaryota, Metazoa, Chordata, Actinopteri, Clupeiformes, Clupeidae. Gene Ontology annotation, biological process: oligosaccharide metabolic process; N-glycan processing. The transcript has 6 exons. The record is from RefSeq and is a predicted model, not a curated record. Gene Ontology annotation, molecular function: alpha-N-acetylneuraminate alpha-2,8-sialyltransferase activity. The coding region runs from base 288 to 1424 and encodes 378 amino acids.